Messenger RNA from Lontra canadensis (Northern American river otter), 1941 nucleotides. It is a transcript of the gene HEMGN, whose product is annotated as hemogen. The coding region runs from base 313 to 1776 and encodes 487 amino acids. Gene Ontology annotation, cellular component: nucleoplasm. Gene Ontology annotation, biological process: cell differentiation; regulation of osteoblast differentiation. NCBI's taxonomy places the organism in Eukaryota, Metazoa, Chordata, Mammalia, Carnivora, Mustelidae. The record is from RefSeq and is a predicted model, not a curated record. The transcript has 6 exons.
CUGGCCUCCCUCUGGAUCUCCACUUUCUUACCUUGAAAAUAACUCUAAAGCCUUGCUCAACUUUACUAUUUAGUGGUUCUAUUAGAUUAUGAGCAAUCAUAAUAACAGCCAGCAUAUUAAGGUCAUCUGUGAGCUGAAUGUUUUCCAUAAUUUUUCAUUUUAAAUUUCCGUAAUAGUCAUGAGAGGCUUUGUGAUGGAGGCGCUCACUACCUGGAUGGGCAGACACAAGGAAAGAACACUGAACAGCCAGGAGGUGUGAAUAAAGGUUGCUUGUGGAAGUUAGACCAAAUAGCAGGAAGGUAUUACAGCAAGAUGGAUUUGGGAAAGGACCAAUCUCGCUUGAAACGCCAUCAGACACCUAAUCCUCGUCAAGAAGAGAACCAUGUUCCAGAAGUCACUGGAACUUGGAAUUUGCGAAACAGAGAGCAACUCAGAAAAAGGAAAGCUGAAGCGCAAGAGAAGCAAAAUUUGCAGUGGCAUUUUGGAGAGAAAAGAUGCAAGCGGCCAAGGACAGGAAAAGGAAACAAAAGAGGCAGAAAGAGACGACAAAGUACGGAACUGAAGGAGGAACCUCAGUCACAAUUUAAAAAAGACACGAUGGAGAAAGCACUGGCACCUAUGGAGAAAGAAACUGAACCACCUAAGAGUAUAACUGAAGUGCUGUCUCUGCUAGCCUCUCCCAAGAAAGUUAUGCCUGAGACACAAUUUUCUGCAGUGGAUCAAGAAAACAUACAUCAGGAUCAUUCUUCUGAGUUACAAGAAACAGUUGUACAAAACCACCCUUCUGAAACAUGCCAAGAUGUGGCUGAACCUGAAGCCCUCUCUCCUACAAUGUACCAAGAAAUGGCCAUGAUUCAAGGCCAUUCUUCCAUAAUGUGCCCUGAUACAGCUGAACCUGAAGACCUCUCUCCUACAACGUGCCAAGAAAUGGCCGUGAUUCAAGGCCCUUCUUCCAUAAUGUGCCCUGAUACAGCUGAACCUGAAGAUUUUACUUCUACAAUGUGCCAGGAAACAGCGGUAUUUCCAAACCAUCCUUCCAGAAUGUGCCCUGAUACAGCUGGCCCUAAAGCCCUCUCCUCUGCAAUGUGCCAAGAAACAGCUAUAGUCAAAGUCCUUCCUUCUAAAACAUCUGAAGACAUAGCUGACCUGGAAGCAUGCUCUCUUGAAGCAUUCCCCAAACCAGAUAUGCCCAAAGGGUAUGCUCUUGAGAUAUACCAAAAGAGAGCUGAACCUGAGGAAUACAAUUCUGAACCAGAACAAGGAAUGGCUGAGAUUGAAAGCUUCUUUCCUAAGACACAAGAAAUAGCUGUGCCUAAAGACCUUUCUACAAAGACACACCAAGAAACAGUUGAACCUGAACACUUCUCUCAUGAAACAUAUAAAGAAAUUGCUGUGCCUAAAGCAUUCUCUCAUAACACAACCCAAGAAGUGCCUGCUCUUGAGGAAUAUCCACCUGAAAUACACCAAGAAACACCUGCGCCUGAGGAAGGCUCACCUGAAAUAUACCAAGAAACACCUGGGCCUGAAGAUCUUUCUACUAAGGCAUAUAAAAAUAAGGAUCUGCCCAAAGAAUGCUUUCCAGAGCCAUAUCAAGAAACAGGUGGGCCCCAAGGCCAGGAUCCUAAAGCACACCAGGAGGACGCUAAGGAUGUUUAUACUUUUCCUCGAGAAAUGAGAGAAAAACCCGAAGCAGAAGAACCAGAGAUACCAGCAAUUGCAAAUGUUCCUCAAGAAAUUCAUCCAGAAAAUGACGUCUUUAGUUAUGUUUUGUUUUAACAAUGCUCAACCAUCAAUAGUUGUCCAACAAAAUACACAUCUUAAUAUAUUACGUGUGUGAUUUUUUCAAAACACUGUAGAUCUCUACAAUACUCAUUAAUAUUUUAACAUUGUUUUCUUUUUUUCAUGUAUAGACUCUGAGAGAAUGAAGGUGUUUUUUUAGGC